AUGGAUACAAAGAUUCUCAAGUUUAUCCAAGGCAAGAAGGUAAUAGGCAUUGGGACUGGCACAACAAUAUCAAAGUAUAUAAAUAUACUGCCUAACACAGCAGUUUAUGUUCCUUCUAGUAUUUCCACGACAUUGCAGUUAAGCAAGAAUGGACUCACAAUUUCUACGGCAUUGGUGCAUGAGCAGAUUGAUCUGUACAUAGAUGGCACAGAUUACUUUGAUAGCAAUGCAAAUUUGAUAAAGGGACUUGGUGGCGCAUUAACUAAAGAAAAGAUCAUUUGCUCAGCAUCUAAACAAACGGUGAUAAUAGCCCAGUCGUAUAAAUAUAGACAGACAUUUGAUGGAUGUUUUGUUCCGAUUGAGGUUAUUCCGAUGUCUCUCCCGAGGAUUCUUUCUAUCAUUAGUAAAAGAGGAUUGGGAUAUAUUUUAAGAGAGGAUAGCCGAAAGAUAGGACCUGUCAUGACUGAACUUGGAAACUGUAUUGUUGAUGUUGAGUAUGAUAAGGAAUUUAUAGAUUCAUGUAAAAAUAUUUGUGGAGUGGUAGAGCAUGGAUUCUUUGAGUCCAAUGGAUUCAUAUUGAUGGUUGAGAAAGAUAAUUGCGAGUAA
This is a messenger RNA of Ordospora colligata OC4, 606 nucleotides long. Its product is annotated as ribose 5-phosphate isomerase. The record is from RefSeq and is a predicted model, not a curated record. Gene Ontology annotation, molecular function: ribose-5-phosphate isomerase activity. NCBI's taxonomy places the organism in Eukaryota, Fungi, Microsporidia, Ordosporidae. Gene Ontology annotation, biological process: pentose-phosphate shunt, non-oxidative branch; D-ribose metabolic process. The transcript has a single exon. Bases 1 to 606 code for a protein of 201 amino acids. Gene Ontology annotation, cellular component: cytosol.